Nothobranchius furzeri (turquoise killifish) is the source of this 5262-nucleotide messenger RNA. Its product is annotated as vitellogenin-1-like. NCBI's taxonomy places the organism in Eukaryota, Metazoa, Chordata, Actinopteri, Cyprinodontiformes, Nothobranchiidae. The record is from RefSeq and is a predicted model, not a curated record. Gene Ontology annotation, biological process: cellular response to estrogen stimulus; response to estradiol; lipid transport. Gene Ontology annotation, molecular function: lipid carrier activity.
CACACCUGCAGCGUUUUUGAGUUCAGAGCUUCCCUUUAAAAGGCAGCUUGUCACCACAGACUGUCACAAGCCCAUCAGCCAUGAAAGCGGUUGUGCUUGCCCUGGCCCUGGCCUUUGUGGCCGCCCAGAGUCCUCCUUUUGCCCCCGAGUUUGAUGCCGGUAAAACAUAUGUGUACAAGUAUGAAGCUUUCAUCAUGAGUGGACUUCCUGAAGAAGAUCUGGCGAGAGCUGGAAUCAAAAUCAGCACCAAAGUUCUCAUCAGUAAUGAAGCCCAGAAUACAUAUGUGUUGAAGCUUGUGGAACCUGAGCUCUAUGAGUACAGCGGCUAUUGGCCAAAGGACCCAGCAGAGCCAGCUACCAAGCUGAAGGCAGCCCUAGCACCUCAGUUUGCAAUUCCCAUCAAGUUUGAGUAUACCAACGGUGCUAUUGGAAAAAUCUUCGCUCCUGAGGAAAUCUCGACUUUGGUGCUGAACAUUUACAGAGGCCUGCUGAAUAUUCUGGAACUGAACAUCAAGAAGACCCACAAAGUCUACGAUCUGCAGGAGGCCAGUACUCAGGGUGUGUGCAAGACUCUGUAUUCCAUCAACGAAGAUGAGCGGCUUGAAAACAUCCUUCUGACCAAGACCAGGGACAUGAACCACUGCCAUGAAAGGAUCAUGAAGGAUAUUGGGUUGGCAUACACUGAGAAAUGUGAAACAUGCCAGAGGGAAUCCAGGAACCUGAAAGGUACCACAACAUACAGUUACGUCCUGAAACCAGUUCCCAGUGGCCUGAUGAUCCUGAAGGCAGAAGCCAAUGAGCUGAUCCAGUUUUCACCUUUCUCUGAGGGAAAUGGAGAUGCUGAGAUGAAAACAAAGCAGUCUUUAGUGUUCCUUGAGGUCAAGAAAGAGCUUAUUCCAACCAUAAAGGCUGAGUAUCAUCAACGUGGAUCUCUCAUGUAUGAGUUCUCUGACGAACUUCUCGAGACACCCCUUCAGCUUAUCAAGAUCAGCAAUGCUAAGGCCCAGAUUAUGGAGAGUUUGAAUCACCUGGUAUCCCAUGAUGCUGAGAUUGUUCAUGAGGAUGCCCCUCUGAAGUUUUUGGAACUGAUCCAAAUCCUGCGUAAAGUUCGCCGUGAAGACCUGGAGAUGAACUGGAAUCAGAUCAAAAAGAUGCCCACUCAAAGACGCUGGUUCUUGGAGGCCAUCCCUGCCGUUGGAACUCCUGAUGCCCUGGAACUCAUCAAGGAGAAAUUCUUGGCUGAAGAGAUUAGUGUUAUUGAGGCAGUUCAGGCUUUCGCCACAGCCGUGCACAUGGUCACAGCAGACACUGAGACUAUCAAGAUUUUUGAGUCACUGAUUACCAACCACAAAGUCGUGGAAAACCCAGUUCUGCGUGAGAUCAUCUUCCUUGGCUACGGUACCAUGGUUUCUAAAGAGUGUGUUGAGUCUGACUGUCCUGCUGAACUCAUAAAGCCCAUCCUGGACCGUCUUGCUGAAGCUGUUGCUAAGAGUGAGAUAGAGAAGAUCAUCCUGUACAUUAAGGUUCUGGGAAAUGCUGGACAUCCUGCUAGUCUCAAGUCAAUCACAAAGCUCAUGCCCAUUCAUGGCACUGCUGCUGCAUCUCUGCCAAUGAGAGUCCACGCUGAGGCCAUCAUGGCUCUGAGGAACAUUGCAAAGAAGGAGCACAGACAGGUUCAGGAACUGGCCCUUCAGCUCUACAUGGACAAGGCUCUCCACCCAGAGCUUCGUAUGCUUUCAUGCAUUGUCAUUUUUGAGACAAGGCCUUCUAUGGGAUUGGUGACCACUAUUGCCAACGCUGUAAAAACUGAGGAGAACUUGCAGGUUGCCAGCUUCACCUACUCUCACAUGAAGUCCCUGAGCAGAAGCCCAAGCACCAUCCACUCAUCAGUGUCUGAAGCUUGCAGUGUUGCUAUGAAAAUCCUGGGUUCCAAGCUGGAUAGACUGAGUUUCCGUUUCAGUAAAGCCAUCCAUGCUGACUACUACAACAACACCUUGAUGCUCGGUGCUGCUUCCACUGCUUUCUACAUCAAUGAUGCCGCCACUAUUCUCCCAAGAACCGUUGUUGCCAAGAUCAGCGCCUUCCUUGCUGGAGCUGCUGCUGAUGUCCUGGAGAUUGGAGUGAAAACUGAGGGGCUUCAAGAGGUUCUUCUCAAAAACCCUGCACUGUCCGACGAUGCUGACAGGAUCACCAAAAUGAAGCGCGUCAUCAAGGCUCUGUCUAACUGGAGGUCCCAGCCAAACACUGAACCUCUGGCUUCAGUCUACAUCAAGUUCUUUGGACAAGAGAUUGCCUUUGCCAAUGUUGACAAAGUCAUGAUUGACUGGGUUGCUGAGAAUGCCAGGGAAGUCCCUAUUAAGGAAUAUGGAAAGAAAGUUCUCAAGACUCUGCUCCACUCUGAUAUCGACUUCCACUAUGCUAAACCUAUGCUGGCUGCUGAGGUGCGCCGCAUCCUCCCCACUGCUGCCGGUUUGCCAAUGGAGCUCAGUCUGUACACCGCUGCUGUGGCCGCAGCUGCUAUUAAGAUCAAGCCCACCACAUCACCACAUCUGCCAGAGGACUUCGAACUCAGCAAACUUCUGGAGACAGAUAUUGAGUUGGAGUCUGAGAUCAGGCCAAGUGUUGCUGUGAACACAUAUGCUGUGAUGGGGGUCAACACUGCCAUUCUCCAGGCCGCUCUGGUAACAAGAGCUAAAGUCUACUCUGUUAUGCCAGCCAAGAUUGCUGCAAGACUCAACAUCAAGGAUGGCGACUUCAAGAUUGAAGCUCUUCCUGUGUCUGUGCCUGAAAACAUUACAUCUGUGAAUGUUGAGACCUUUGCUGUUGUGAGAAAUAUCGAGGAGCCUAAUGUUGAGAGAAUCACUCCAAUUCUCCCAACCGAAGCCUUGAAAUCCAUCUCAAAAAGGACUGUUUCAUCUUGGAUUGCAUCCUCAGAUGACAUUGACGUGUCAAAGUCCUCAGAGAUCCUUCCCCUGGAAUCUGAAGCCAACCCCAUUGUCAACUACAAAGUUCGUCCGUUUGCAAAGAGAUACUGUAUUAAGAACCACGGUGUUGGACUGAGGGCCUGCUUCAAGGUUGAAACUGAAAGUGUUGAUUUCAUGAAAAACACAACCCUGUACAAUCUGGUUCUGCAACGCAAUAUCUCAUUUUCUGUUAAACCAAUUGAAGGUGAAGAAGUUGAGAGGCUGGAGAUGGAGGUUAAAGUUGGGUCAAAGGCUGCUGAGAAGCUCAUUAAGCGCAUCAAUUUAGAUGAAGAAGAAAAUGUUGAAGAUGCAGGACCAGUCCUGAUGAAGCUCAACAAGAUCCUGUCCUCCAGACGCAACAGCUCAUCAUCAUCAUCAUCAUCAUCAUCAUCAUCAUCAUCAUCCUCUGCCAGCUCCAGAAGCUCUUCUUCAAGCCGUUCCUCCAGGACAUCUUCUGUCUCUUCCAGCUCUUCAUCUCGUUCAAUCAGAAAGAACAUCAAUGCAGCUGUUUUGCCAAGCAACAGCAGCAGCAGCAGCAGCAGCAGUAGUAGCAGCAGCAGCAGCCGCCGUCGCAGCAGCAGCAGCAGUAGCAGCAGUAGCAGCAGCAGAUCUGUCAGUGAUUCAGCCAGGACCAGCUCUGCAUCAAGCCUUGCAUCUCUCUUUAGUGACAGUUCAAGUUCCUCUAGCUCCAGCGCUCUUGACUCCAAGCAAGUGAUUGAAAAAUUCCAGAAGAACCACAAGAGGCUGAUUGUCACUGCCACAGAAGCAUCUGAAAGCAGAAGCAGUGCUGCUAGCUUUGAGGAAAUCUACAGAAAGAACAAGGGCCUUGAUGAAGAAGAUAUUGUCUUGGUCGUCAUCCUCCGUGCAGUCAAAAAAAACAAGAAGAUGGUGGGUUAUCAAAUUGCUGCCUACUUGGACAAACCAACUGCCAGGGUUCAGCUUAUUGUUGCUGCCCUUGCUCCUGAGGACAAGUGGAGGCUCUGUGCUGAUGGAGUUCUGUUGAGCCAGCACAAAGUUACUGCUAAAGUAGCCUGGGGAGAAGAAUGCAAGCGAUACAGCACCUUGGUUACAGGAGAGACGGGUCUUGUUGGUUCAAGCCCUGCAGCUCGCCUCAGACUUUCUUGGGAGAGACUUCCAUCUGCUCUUAGACGUUAUGGAAAAAUGGUAGACGAAUACAUUGAUUCUGAAAUCCUGGAUGACUUGGUUCACACAAAGAGCAAAAACAGCACCAGGCAGAUCUACAUCACUGUGGCUGCAGAGUCUGAUGAGAUAGUUGACUUCAUUGUAAAAACACCAAUGAAUACUACCUACAAGAAGAGUCUGCAUCUGCCUGUCUCCAUGCCAAUCAACGAGCUCAAACAUUACAUCCCCUUUGAUGAAGUCUUUGAGAAAGUUCACUUCUUGAUCACCAAGGCAGCUGCAGCUGAAUGUAGCUACCUCGACGACAAACUGACCACCUUCAACAACAGGACCUACACACAUGAGAUGCCCUCAUCUUGCUACCAGGUUCUGGCCCAGGACUGCACAGAAGAACUGAAAUUCAUGGUUCUCCUGAGGAAGGACUCCAAGGAACAACAUCACAUCAAUGUCAAAAUUGCUGACAUAGACAUUGACCUGCUGCAAGAGAAACACAAUGUGACUGUUCAUGUCAAUGGAAUGGAAAUUCCCUUCACCAGUCUGCCAUACCGUCACCCAACAGCUUCCAUUGAGAUCAGACGCCACGAAGAUGGUGUUGUUGUGUAUGCACCAAGCCAUGGUCUCCAAGAAGUUUACUGCGACAAUGAUUCAUGGAAGAUCAAAGUUGUGGACUGGAUGAAAGGCAAGACCUGUGGACUCUGUGGAAAGGCUGAUGGGGAAAUCAGACAGGAGUAUCGUACACCCAACGGGCGUCUGGCCAAGAACUCAGUGAGCUUCGCUCAUUCCUGGAUCCUGCCCUCCGAGAGCUGCAGGGAUAACUCUGAGUGUCGUCUGAAGCUUGACUCAGUGCAGAUGGAGAAACAGGUGACCAUCCAUGGUGACAACACCAAAUGCUACUCUGUUGAGCCUGUGCCACGCUGUCUGCCUGGCUGCAUCCCAACUAAGACCACCUCUGUCAAUGUUGGCUUCAGCUGUCAGUCUAUUGAUUCUGAUACCAACCCCUUCGACAGAAGUGUGGACAUCAGGGAAACCACACAGGCUCACCUUUCCUGCAGCUGUACUGCCAAGUGUUCUUAAGACAACCAUCUCUUGUCAACCACUAAUGUAAUUUGUUUUAUUUGUAACUAUAAAUAAACUGCAAUUAAAAAAACAUCCAACAUCA